GUCAGCUCAGGGCACCAUCAGGAAGCAGCAGCAAUAUCAGUAGUCUCAACCGCCAUGGUGAUUUACAAGGAAUACCGUGUGGUUUUACCCUGUAGUGUUGAAGAGUAUCAAGUGGGUCAGUUAUUCUCUGUGGCUGACGUGAGUAAAAAUGAGACUGGUGGAGGUGAAGGUAUUCAAGUAGUGAAGAAUGAACCCUAUGAAAAAGAUGAAGAGAAAGGACAAUACACACACAAAAUCUACCACUUAAAAAGUAAAGUGCCAGGUUUUGUCAGCGCACUUGCACCAGAGGGUUCCCUGGUUUUCCAUGAGAAAGCCUGGAAUGCCUAUCCUUACUGCAAAACCAUUGUGACAAACGAGUAUAUGGAAGACAGUUUCUUUAUAAAAAUUGAGACAUGGCACAAACCGGACCUUGGAACACAGGAAAAUGUGCAUAAACUGGACAAUGCAACGUGGGAGAAGGUGGUGGUCGUGCCAAUUGACAUUGCAGAUCGUAGCCAAGUAUCUGAUGGUGACUACAAGCCAGACGCAGAUCCAGCCAAGUUCAAGUCUGUUAAGACAGGCAGAGGACCUCUGGGGCCCACCUGGAAGAAAGAGCUGGUUAAUAGCACAGACUGCCCAAGGAUGUGUGCCUACAAACUUGUCACCGUCAAGUUCAAGUGGUGGGGUCUGCAGUCCAAGGUGGAGAAUUUCAUCCAUGACCAAGAGAAGAGGAUCUUUAAUAACUUUCAUCGCCAACUCUUCUGCUGGAUAGACAAAUGGGUGCAGCUAAAUAUGGAUGACAUCAGACGAAUGGAGGCGGAGACUCAAAAGGAGUUGGAUGAGCUUCGUAAAAAGGGUGAAGUUCGAGGGACAAGAGCUAGGGAUGACUGAAUUUCAAAAGAAAAGAAAAAACCCUGAUGAAAGCCGGCUAUGUGGUUCUUUGGUGCCAUUGUUUUUAUCUUGACUGAUUCAGGCUGUAGAGAAGAAACCUUACCUGCAAUUAGGAGAACAGAUUUUUAGCUUGAAACCCAAUCAGACCCUCUCCCUACUGAGGAACUGAUUCGUAGAAACCAACAGGAUCCCCCGCUCAUAAGACUUUGUUAAUUUUUUUAUCUCCUCUGUGGGGGAAACACCAGGUAUCAGCAAUAUGUCACUGACAGAACCUGCCUUUCUAAUCUUCUCUGCUAAUUUGGAGAGGAACACGUCCUUGAGCUACUAUAUAUUUUAAAAUGAAUUAAUUGGUUUAAUUCUACAUUGGUGUAGAGCCAAAUAUUCUCUUUGUGUUAUUUUGAUAAUAAUAUUUAUGGUUAAUUUUCAUUUCUUUUAUGCAUCGAUAACCCUCCAAAGCAUUUCUGGUAAGACAAUGCCCUACAUUACCUCUCCUCUCCUUGAGUUCCUGCCACUGCCUCCAUUAAAUGAUUACUAACACCCUUGGAACCCUGGCCCUUUGCAAAUCCCCCUUCAUCAACCUCUUCUGUAGCCAAAGUACUGCAUCUUAAUAGCACUGACAAUCAUAUCCGUACAGGUAUUUGCUGUCUUUCUCUCACUCAUAUUUAGCAGAAACUCGCACAUACUCAUGUGUAAGACAUGCAUGCGUUGCGCACAACAAGGAUAAACCUGAGAUAUUUCUCCCACAGUCAAAGGUGUGAAUACCUUUGUGAUGACUUAGUUCUUAAAGCUGGAGCUGGACAGAGCCACACAAGCCUGUUCAGCUAAAAGGAUGUCACUGUUCGAAGUGUUUACAGCGUCUUUUUUUGUCUUUCCACAAACACUCCACAUACGGAAGAUGUUUAGUGUUAAACUCCCUGAAGGAGCUCCCCUCCCCUGCACCACAGAACAGCCACAUAUGGAGCAACACUCUCUCCGUCACAAGCCCACACUGCUUUGUCCCAACUCAACCAGCCCAUGCCAAAACUCUGUGUAGACCUCAUCUGCUUUGAGACCUCCCAUGUUUUAUUCUCAUUGUUUACAUAUACAUAAACUGCCUUCAUCAGUGACAACCCCACACCAGCACCAAACUGCUAGCCUUAUGUCCCGGCCUUUCUGCCCCUGGUCCCAUCAACACCUCUUGUACCUCUGCUGCUGCUCUAGCUACCUCGCUUAGUUGUGAUAGUUCCUCUCUCUGAGGACUAAUUGAUAACAGUUACUACUUGUUAGGUAGACCAAAUGAGGAGUGGCAAAAUCAAGCAUGGCUGAAACUGGAGGCAGCCCUUUUGUUUACUAAAGGGAAACCCUAGAAUUAGACCAGAAUUAUCUGUACAGCUGGAGCUGUUUUUCUAGCAACGCAACUACAUUCAUUUCUUAGAUAACAUCUACUAUACCGUCUAAGGUAAAAACAGUGCAGAGACAAGGGUGGGCUUUAACCAUGUCGUGUCACUGACCUGUUAAGUUCAUGUCUUGAGCACAGUCACAUUUUCUUGUGCUAUUUUACUGGUUGUCACCAUUUCUGUGGGAUUCCUUUUCUCUGUAACUGUAAACUGUUGGACCAAAACCAUUUCUUUUGUUGCUUACUUGUCAGUUGUCGUAUUGACCCCCUCUAUUUUAAUUAGUCCUUUUAUUUAUUUCUGUUUUUUUUCCUUAAAAAUGAUGAUAGAAACAUCUGUUAAACCAGGGAGAAUGUUGCUUUAAUAUUUUGUUGGCCAGUUAGAAUUCAAAACCAAGCUGAUUUGUCAGUACCUGCUGAUACCUUUGUGAAAUUAUUUAAUCACUGGGCCUAAAUAUAGUCGAUCUUUUUGGCCCUUAGACCACAUGUGGUGUCCGCUUUUGACUGUGAUGUGACCCGCAUUUUGAACAAGUAAUGUUGGACUAUAAAGGCUCUUAAAUUUAGUAUGUGUCAAGUCGAUUGGAUUCUUAGGUUAUUGAAAUUCAGCAGAAAAUAAGCAAGGGAUGUUCCUUAAGCUACCACAAAAAGUGUAUUGCUCAAAUGAACAGUAAAAUAUAUAUUGAAAAUAUAUCCCAACUUAUCAAAGUGGUUGUUGAUCUACAGGACUGUUAAUCAGGCUCAGUCAAAUACCACUGUAUGUUCAAAGGGUUGUUUGUUUAUCCACCACAAGGUUUCAUUUGUGUUUACGUCUUUGAGUGGGAAGUUGUACACUGGUCACAAAAUGCCACUGUCAGUUCUCUGCCUCAUUAUCACUCACUCUUGACUUUUAACAUCUGGUCUACAGCGUUCUACAUCAACUAAUGUUAUAAACUGUAAAGUCCAAACGUUUUUUUACUGCUGUGUUGUCACGACAGUAUGGUAGCUUUUUGUCACGUUACAAAUCAGUUUUUAAAGAUUUAAACAUUCAAACAUUUGCUGUCCGGAUUUUGUUUUCCUCUUAAAAAUACUGUUAAUGAGCUAUUUUUCCUUUUUUUUAAAGGUAACUGUAGACUGUUUGAUUUCUAUAAAAGGCAAAUUUUCUGUAAUAUCACUCUUUUCAGACAAUCAGUUGAGUUUAAUGUUUCAAUGCAUUUGUUGUAAUGUUUGUGUUUGUAAACCAUUGACUCCUUUUUAUCAUCUGUCUGUCUGUGGGUGAACACCGGUAAGGUUUGGUUCAUCAUGAAAACAUUCCAGUCCAUUACAUUUCUUCUAAAGAGUCGGUGCAGUCUCUCCAUAUGUUAUUUCAUGUUUAAAUCUCUGUCCUGGUGAUGGCGGUUAUCUGGUUCAAGAGAACUUGUCAGAAUGUAUGAGAGAGCACAGUACAUUUCAGGAGGUUGUUUCAGCCAUGCUCCUUAUUUAUAAACUCUAUAGAGUCUGAUCAGCUUUUGAAUAUCAGGAGAUUCGGUAGUGAACGUAUGGUAUUUCGUGCCUUUUUCUGUAGAUUUUGUGUGCCAAUAAAUCUUACAUCUGAUAAAAUGUAUUGAAUUCA
Molecule: messenger RNA, 3830 nt
Organism: Cynoglossus semilaevis (tongue sole)
Lineage: Eukaryota; Metazoa; Chordata; Actinopteri; Pleuronectiformes; Cynoglossidae
Product: phosphatidylinositol transfer protein beta isoform-like
Exons: 11
Coding region: 55-870 (271 amino acids)
Biological process (GO): phospholipid transport
Cellular component (GO): cytoplasm
Molecular function (GO): phosphatidylinositol transfer activity; phosphatidylinositol binding; phosphatidylcholine binding
Source: RefSeq, a predicted model, not a curated record